AAAACUCAUUUGCAUCCAUAAAGGAUCGUUUCAUUCUAUUAAGGUACUUGCAUGACACCGACCCUCACUUACCUAGGUACUUAGGUACAUAUAGAUACUCGACCAUCUCGGAAUAAGCUUCUAAGUUCAUUUUAUGCUUACAUUCCACGUGUUGUACCUAGAUAUUCCAACCCUAAAACACUGGGUCUUCCCACUACCUACCCCACUCUUUCGCAACUAACUUUCUGGAGUACCCCGGUAUUGACUUUCGCUCCGGACAUUUUUUGCCGUUUUGGGAAACAGUACCCAUUUUUACCCGCCUCGCACGGAGCCGCGCUCGCGCCCUAAUCGCCUAAUCCCGAUAUUGAUCCCGGUACUUAAGCAUCAGCCAGUACAUUUCGAAAUCGCGAGAUCUCAGCGCGAGUCCGCAAUUCUUAGCAUCGUAUCGCAUCAUAUUUACUAGUCCAAUCAACAACCCAUGGUUUCCCACAUUACUAUUCGCGAGGCCAAUACUCGCUUCUCUAACAGACAAAGGAAUGAUCCGGGACGAGUCUGCGUUUUUGCGGGCGCUACUAGUGGCAUCGGGGCUAGCACUCUCGAACGCUUAACAUGCGUCCUAUCAUCGCCAACUAUUUACAUCAUAGGAAGGUCGGCGAAGCGUUUUGCCGCUCAACAGGCCAGACUCUACAGUCUCAAUAGAUCUUGCCGAAUUGUGUUCCUCCAAGCCCAAGUUUCAUUGCUUGCUGAUGUCGAUACUGUCUGCAAGAAGAUUGCCAAUCAAGAACGCGCGGUGGAUUAUCUGUUCAUGAGUCCAGGCUUGAUCCCAAUAAAUGGGCCGGAAUACACUAAAGAAGGCCUUGAGAUAUGCUUUGCUAUGUCCUACUAUGCUAGGAUGAGAUUGAUACAUAACUUACUGCCUCUUCUCCGCCGAUCAUCGCAGCCGAGGAUCCUAAGCGUAUUGAACGGCGGCAAGGAAAAACAAAUGCGAGAUGACGACAUUGGCUUGGAGAAACACUGGUCUUCACUGGCUGUUGUUGGCCACUCUUCCACCAUGACAAGUCUGAGCUUCGAUUACCUUGCAAAGCAAAAUCCAAAGAUGGUCUUCUUACAUACGUAUCCUGGCUGGGUUAAAACUGAUAACUUUGCUAGGCUUGAAGCACCGCCAUCUUCCGGAAUAUUGUGGGUGAUAUUCUUGCUACUUCUGCGUAGUCUUACUGGCAUACUAGCAUCCUUGUUUGGAUUUUCGUCCGAGCAGUGCGCUGAGCGUCAAGUAUUUUACUUGACAAGCGAAAGAUAUACUCCAGGCGCAUGGCGUAUUGACCACAAUAGCGAAACGGCCGGGAAAAAUCGUAUGUUAGAUAAAUAUAGACAACACGGUUGGCCAGAAAGGAUCUGGGAACAUACAGCGAGAGUCUUUGAAAAGACUUUGUUUGGAAGUAGGUAGAGCCAAGUACUUGUAUGGGUACCCACUUUGCUGCAGGCAUAGCACCCUGGUCUAGGUAUCUACAAACAAUCUUCAAUCUACCUAGGUAAAUUCGGCUUGGAUAUCCGAUGUAUUAGGUACCCCCCUGGAUUAGGUACUUCGGUACCUAGGUCAUCACUUUUUCAUUGUCGAUUGUGAUAGUGAUUAGGUGGGCAUUAGUCCGGGACUUAAGUACUUAAGUACUUAGGCACCCUGAACAGG
This is a messenger RNA of Hypoxylon trugodes, 1663 nucleotides long. RefSeq lists its product as uncharacterized. The coding region runs from base 458 to 1423 and encodes 321 amino acids. The record is from RefSeq and is a predicted model, not a curated record. Gene Ontology annotation, biological process: secondary metabolic process. NCBI's taxonomy places the organism in Eukaryota, Fungi, Ascomycota, Sordariomycetes, Xylariales, Hypoxylaceae. The transcript has 2 exons.